Messenger RNA from Pteropus alecto (black flying fox), 3166 nucleotides. It is a transcript of the gene FAAP100, whose product is annotated as Fanconi anemia core complex associated protein 100. NCBI's taxonomy places the organism in Eukaryota, Metazoa, Chordata, Mammalia, Chiroptera, Pteropodidae. The transcript is spliced from 10 exons. Gene Ontology annotation, cellular component: Fanconi anaemia nuclear complex; nucleoplasm. Bases 1 to 2670 code for a protein of 889 amino acids. The record is from RefSeq and is a predicted model, not a curated record. Gene Ontology annotation, biological process: interstrand cross-link repair.
AUGCCCACAAGCUUCCGCGGAGCCACGGAGCCGGGGCUCCAGCCCAGCCCAGCCCCUAUGCGCCAGGGCCGGGGCCGGUCCCGAGGGGCUGCGUGGGGCGGGGCCGCGUGCCGAGAGGCGGGGCUCCGGAUCGUCCCGAGGGGCCGGCGUGUUGGAGGCGUUUGCUGGGAAGAAACGAGUCCGUGCGUGCUCUGUCUCCCCGACGUCCAGGCGGUGUACACGUUUCCUGGUCAGGUGUGGCACCUGGAGGUCCUGGCCCUGCGCAGGGCGCUCUACGUCUUGUGCGCCCGGAGGGGCAUCUAUUGCUUGUCUUUGGACCAGACGAGGUCUCCGAGCCAGAAUGACGGGGACGAUGAGGGCAGUGAACCCCCUUCCCCCGUGAUCCCUGUGGACCCAGACGCCUGUGUCCUCCCUGAUACCACACUGCGCGCUUUCACUGUGCUGGACACCGUGCUCGUCACGCUGGCGCAAGGCCCCGCCCACUGGAAGGUGCAGCUGUUCAGGUGUCCCUGUCCAGGACAGGACCCCAGGCCCAGAGGCCAGAUCGGCGAGGUGGACUUGUCCACCUGUACCCCACUGGGGAUUCCUGGGGAGCCCAAAGCCUCUGUCUUUCUCCCGGUGCUGUGCUGUGUGUCACCACCAGGCUCCAGGGUCCCGCAUGGCCACCCUCGCAGAACCGGGGGCUUCACACUGGAGGGGAGCCUCUUUGGGCUACUCUUUGGAGCUGAUGCCGCCCUCCUGGAGUCGCCUGUGCUGCUGGUUGGGCUCCCCAGCGGCCAGCUCUCCUGCGUAGUCCUGAAGACCCUGGGCACCUCCGGGUUGGCCCCCAGUGACCCGAAGGCCACUGUCAAGAUCCUGCAUCACCUGGAGGAGCCUGUCAUCUUCAUCGGGGCCUUGAGGACAGAGCCGCUGGCCGAGGACAUGGAGGACAUGUACUCCGACUGCCUGGUGGCGCUUGGUCACCACGGCCGGACACUGGCCAUCAAGGCCAGGCGGGACGAGGCAGGGAGCCUGGAGCCAGUGCUGCGGGAGUACUGCCUGCCGGGCCCUGUGCUCUGCGCAGCAUGUGGCGGGGACGGCCGAGUGUACCACAGCACCCCCUCCAGCCUCUGUGUGCUGGACCUGGCUCAGGCAGGCGCCCCCUGGGACCCCGUGCAGCCCAGCGCUGGUCCAGGGAGCCUGCCCUCUAUGCCCUGUCCAGCCAGCCUGGGGGUCUGCAGUGUCCUCACUCUCUCUGUGUCGUCGGGGAUGCCUGAAGGUGGCACCAAGCUCCUGGCCCUGUCUGCCAAAGGCCGCCUGAUGACCUGCAGCCUGGACCUGAGCUCUGAGAUGCCUCGCCCCACCGCGGAGACAGCGGCGAACACUGGCCGGAAGGUGAAGGAGCUGCUCGGUGCCAUUGGCUCCAUCUCUGAGAGAGUGUCCUCUCUGAAGAAAGCGGUCGAGCAGCGGAACAGGGCCCUGACACGCCUCAACGAGGCCGUGCACGUGGGCUGCACCCUGCUGUCCAGCCAGAAGGGCCCUCGGCCCAUCUUCUGCAGCGCCACUGCCGCCUGGAGCCGCCGGGGGCUGCGGGAUGUGCUGGCCGCCUGCUGCCUGCUGGAGAACCGCAGCGCCUUCAGCCUGGGCCCAGGCUGGGCCUUGUGCGUGCAGUUGCUCCCCAGCUCCCCUGCCUCAGACCGGGACUCGGCUGGCUCAGCUGUGACCUACACCCUCCCUGUGGGCCAGCUCGGCCCCGGUGGUCGGCGGGAGGUGAUGCUGCCCCUGGGCCCCAGCGAGGAUGGCGUGCUCGACCUGCCCGUGACCGUGUCCUGCCUGCUCUUCUACAGCCUCGGGGAGGUCGUGGGUGGGGCCCCGGCCCCCUCAGGCUCUUUCAGGGAUCCCUCCUUGGAUGGGGGUUCCUCCGACAUCGCGCCCGAGCAGGAGGGCGUUUGCCUGCCCCUGGGCGAGCACACGGUGGACCUGCUGCAGGCGCUGCGCUUCCCCGGCCUGGCCACGCCCUGCACGCCCGGUCCCGGCCCUGGCCCUGGCCCCAGCCCCUGCGGCGACCCCGUGGACACCUUCCUAGCAGCUCAGUGCAAGCUGGGCAGCGAGCCAGCAGGACCCGCGUCCCUACGGGCCAAGUACUUGCCCCCGUUGGCGGCUGCCAUCCGGGUGUCAGCAGAGCUGCUCCGAGCUGCCUUGGGGGACAGUCACUCAGGCACGACCCUGUGCUGUGCCACUCUGCAGUGGCUCCUCGCCGAGAAUGCUAUCGUAGAUGUCGUGAGGGCUCGAGCGCUGUCUUCUGUCCAGGGAGUGGCCCCCGAUGGCGCCGACAUCCACCUCAUGGUGCACGAGGUGGCUGUGACUGACCUAUGCCCGGCGGGGCCCAUCUCAGCCGUGGAGAUCCAAGUGGAGAGCCCCUCUCUGGCCAGCACAUGUGGGGUCCACCAUGCUGUCAUCAGACGUGUACAGAGGAUGGUGACUGAGCAGGCUGCCCAGGGCUCCAGCCCACCUGACCUUCGCGUACAGUGUCUCCACCAGAUCCAGGCCAGCCACGAGACUCUGCUGCGGGAGGUGCAGACCCUGCGUGAUCAGCUGAGCACGGAGGACGAGGCCAGCUCCUGUGCCACCGCCGAGAGGCUUCUGCAGGUGUACAAGCAGCUUCGCAGCCCCGGCCUCCUCCUGCUGUGACACCAGCGGCCCACGGCCUCUGCGCUGGACCUGCCGCCGCCAGGCAGCCCCUCGCCCAAGCGUUACAGUCGGAUCCAUGGCGUCCGUUUCACUCAGAAGCCCUGCUCAGGACACCGUCCAGACCCCAGAGUGGGGACCAUGGGGAGACAGCUCAGGGCCAGGACUCGGGUGGGUUUGCACGUGGCUGUCACUGGCCCUGGACACAGCAGCCCCGCCGCCCCAUCCUGGGUGACUGGGCCUCUUCACACUGGGGGUCACCAGACGGGAGGUUGCUCCCCGUGAGCACGAAGCCUCGGGGGGUGCCCCUGGGGUGGCCUGUGGUUGGGGCUGCAGCGGCGCCGUGCUGUGCAUUUCCAGGGCCCCUGGGUGGGUGGCCCUGGCUUGGCGCUGCCGUCGGCAGGGUUUGGGGACGUGGCUCUUGUGGGCAUCACGUGCUCUCGGCGGGAGCUGUGAGGGCUCUGCUGCCACAACAACUGACCGUUCCUGUUGAGCUGCC